AACAAGUGUUGAACAAGGAAAGGCUCUAAAUUUGACUCCAAACAAAGCUUCAUCACUCACUAUAUAUAUAAAGCAAAGCCCACAGUCACAUACUCACAUAUCACCUUCUCAUUUUCCUCAUCUAUUACCUCCCUUUCUUAGUCACUUUCCACACACUUCACUUCUACUACUUGCAAACAUUAGCACACACUCUACUCUACACAUUUUAACUAGUACUAUGAGUAGUGUUCUUGCCUUUGACAUGGAAACCUCAUCACAAGACUUCAUCAUGGAGGAGGCGCAGAGGCAGAUCAUCCGCGGAAAACGUACCAAACGUCCAAGGCCUUGCACCACCACCUCUACCUCCUCAAGCGGUGGAGACAGAUAUCAGGAAAAUGAUGGUUAUUCUUCUGUGCUCACCCCUCAGAGCUGCGAAAACUCUGCCUCCACGGAAGAAGAUGAAGAUAUGGCGAAUUGUUUGAUUCUCUUGGCACAGAGCGGCAGUAGCUUCAACCUGAAACAAGAUCAUAACGAUGAGAAUUAUACUAAAAAGUUCCAUAGUCAGAAAUUCAGCGAGAAUUCAAGAAAAACAGAGUCUGAGGCCUACGAAUGCAAGACUUGUAACCGAAGCUUCCCUUCGUUUCAAGCUCUUGGGGGUCACCGCGCAAGCCACAAGAAGCCUAAAAACAAUCUCGACGAAAAGAAAGCCCUCAUCACAACAAUAUUGCACGAUAAAGAAGAUCAAGAACUCAAUUUCAAGAAGAUGAGUCCAUCAAACUCACCACAAAAGGCUAAAGUUCACGAGUGUUCUAUCUGUGGCUCCGAAUUCUCGUCAGGCCAAGCUUUGGGAGGUCACAUGAGAAGACACAGAAUUCCAACAACAAAUCCUAACAGUACUAUGAUGAAUCAUGAAGAUCAAAAACCAAGAAACCAUCUUCUGCAACUGGAUCUCAAUCUGCCAGCACCUGAGGAUGAUCAUUUCGAUUCGAAAUUUCAAUUUGUAUUCACAGCACCUGCCUUAGUAGAUUGUCAUUACUAAGAACAAGCAACAGAGUUGUAUAGUAUAUUAUGAUUUAUACAAGUGAAAUUGAUUGAUGUAAAUUCUUAUUGUAUUAAUACUCAGACGAUCCUAAUAAGUCCUGCUCCUAACACGGCGUCUAAAGAUGGGCGGAACUGAUACACUCGUCGAUAUUUUAACGACACGGGUAAUCUAACACAACCGUACAAAUAUUCAAAUGUCAUAAAAUAAAAAUAUUCGGUUGGGGAAGUUUUCAAAAGGGUGUUCCCAUGUUGAUGAGCUACUUGUUGAAGUUCUUUGAGUAAGUAAGUGGCUAGUGUUCAU
This is a messenger RNA of Daucus carota subsp. sativus, 1321 nucleotides long. Its product is annotated as zinc finger protein ZAT5. The transcript has a single exon. Lineage: Eukaryota; Viridiplantae; Streptophyta; Magnoliopsida; Apiales; Apiaceae. The coding region runs from base 218 to 1018 and encodes 266 amino acids. The record is from RefSeq and is a predicted model, not a curated record.